AUGUGUUUGGCUUCAAAAUUUUUUUGGCUUGAGUUUUUUUUAUCAUUUGAUGAGGUUGAAUGUGGUUUUGUUGAGCUUAUGUCUAUAGCGCCGCCAGAUGUAACAGAUUUUUCUGAUUAUAUACUUGACAAUUAUAUAUCAGAAGAUUCGCAAUUUCCACCUUUUAUUUGGGCCGAAGAGCCACAAACAUACCCAAGAACAACUAAUGGCCCAGAAUCUUUCCAUUCAAAUUAUAAUCAGCAAUUUUAUAAACAACAUCCUAACUAUCAAAAUGUUAUUAACUUAUUGAUCGAAAUUCAAACCGAGACAAAUUUAAAAGUAAAUAGCAUUGGAAAAAAAAUAACUAAUAAAUUAAGAAAAGAAACAAAAGCUUGUACAAAAAUGUUGGGAGACAUAAAGUUGAAAAAAAUAUAUUAA
Molecule: messenger RNA, 417 nt
Organism: Myzus persicae (green peach aphid)
Lineage: Eukaryota; Metazoa; Arthropoda; Insecta; Hemiptera; Aphididae
Exons: 1
Coding region: 1-417 (138 amino acids)
Source: RefSeq, a predicted model, not a curated record